Messenger RNA from Grammomys surdaster, 2225 nucleotides. RefSeq names its product shisa family member 3 (gene Shisa3). The coding region runs from base 521 to 1237 and encodes 238 amino acids. The record is from RefSeq and is a predicted model, not a curated record. The transcript has 2 exons. NCBI's taxonomy places the organism in Eukaryota, Metazoa, Chordata, Mammalia, Rodentia, Muridae.
GCACUUGGCCGCGACUGGGCUGUCUCCCGCCUGCGUGACAGUCAGGGGCGGGAGCAGAAUUAGCCACUGGUCCCUGGGACCUGCACUUGGAGAACUAAGCUGAGCUCCCGGCUCUGCCCGGUACCCGGCGACAACCCACGAUCCAGACGCUGCCCGGCCUUGGGGUUGGUUGUCGGUGGCUCGACGGCCCGCGGGCAAAGUGGGGUGGGAGGAGGCCCGGGCCCGGGUGCUCCUUACGAGAUGAGCCGGGCUAAAAGCAGCCGCUGCUUCAGUCGCAGCCUCUGCGGUGGCCUCCCGCGAGUCCUGGUCCCCUCGCCCUCGCGCGCCAUGCUGUCCUCCGGCCACCGGAGCCCGCAGAGCAGCCCACUUCUCCUACCCAGGCGCUGCUAACCCACGAGAGCGAGUUCUUGACCGGGAGGUCAACUGGCCGCGUGGUACCUCGGGGGAGGCGGAACCGUGGUCCCCAGGAGCCUCGGCUCCGCCCUCCGACUCUCCAGCUGCCACCGGGCGCCCGGCAGCGAUGGGGGCGCUGCUGGCGCUCUGUCUGCUCGUGGGUUUGCUGCGCUGGGGCCCGGCGGGCGCACAGCAGCCUGGGGAAUAUUGCCACGGCUGGGUGGACGCGCAGGGCACCUAUCACGAGGGGUUCCAGUGUCCCGAGGACUUCGACACGCAGGACGCCACCAUCUGCUGCGGCUCGUGUGCGCUGCGCUACUGCUGCGCUGCAGCCGACGCCAGGUUGGAGCAGGGCGGCUGCACCAACGACCGCGGAGAGCUGGAGCAUCCUGGCAUCACCGCGCAGCCUGUCUACGUCCCCUUCCUGAUCGUCGGCUCCAUCUUCAUUGCCUUCAUCAUUUUGGGCUCAUUAGUGGCUAUCUAUUGUUGCACCUGUUUGAGACCCAAGGAACCCUCCCAGCAGCCGAUCCGCUUCUCACUCCGAAGCUAUCAGACAGAGACCUUGCCCAUGAUCCUAACCUCCACCAGCCUCAGGGCAGCUUCUAGGCAGUCCAGCACGGCCACCAGCUCCAGCUCCACAGGCGGCUCUGUCCGAAGGUUCUCCUUUGCCAGGGCUGAGCCAAGCUGCCUGGUACCGUCCUCACCUCCACCUUACACCACUGGCCACACCAUACACCUAACCCAACCAUCCGGUUUCCUGGUGUCACCCCAGUAUUUUGCAUACCCUCUCCAACAGGAGCCCCCAUUACCUGGGAAGAGCUGUCCAGAUUUCAGUUCCAGCUGACGGGGCAAUGGUUGUGAAUAGGCCAUACAGCGGAACGGCAGCCAGGUGGAGUGUUGCUGUUUUGGCCAAGCCACGAUCACUUCUGAGGAAAUUUGUGGUAACCCGUCAUACUCAUGGAAGAAAGGUCCAGAAAGAUUCAGCAUUUUCUAGUCUUGAGGUCCUUGGCUACAAUUACAGGAGAUCUGACCUAGCAACCACGGUGAACAUGACAACUUUUAUUCGCCUUUUGUUAAAAUAUUCAUCAGCUUGAUGUUCAGUUUGCGAGUUGAAAGAAAAUAUUUUACUGGACAAUUCAGCUAUCCUUUGUAGAAAAGUGCCCUGUGUUCCUUUUCCUGUGUUGAAUUAUAGUACAAAUAUAUAUACAUAAAUAAGGAAGGGCAUAUACUUAACUGUAAUUAUAAAAGGUUCACUUAAAAAUUAACUGUUAAGUAAGCUUGAAGGGCCAGUGAACUACCUAUUUAUAAUUUUUGGAGCAACCUAACCAUAAGUAAUAUUAGUACGAUGAGAACAUUUACUUCUUAAAUUAAUAACAAAUUUUGUUUAAAAUAUGAGUUUUCUUUUUCCAAAAUACAAGGUUUCAGUAACCACAUGGGAAGCUUAAAGUUUUAAAUAUAUACUCAGACAUUCAUUGUAACACAGAUUCUGGGUAAAAAUCACUUCCCCCACCAACCUGAGGGAAUAUUUAUUGCAGACUUUUUGUUCAGCAAUAUUAGUGUUUAAAUGGAAGUUGGACAAUUGGGUCUUAAAACAUUUAUUUGUAUAAAGGAUUAUAUAUAAAAGUGAAGAUUUGUAAUUUAAUUUACUUACCACAUUGACAGUACUAAUUACUUAGAAGUCACACUGUAACUUUGCUCAAAGUUGGGGGGGGUCAUUAUUGUAAGCAGACAGUAUUCCACAUUUUAUGUGCCACUGUGUUUGAUGUCUGGUGACAACACAUAAGGACCAGGCUAGAAAAAAUAAAUAAGUUUAUCUGGUUUCCUGAACUCUA